UCUUGCCAAAAUACCACAAACCAACCCCAAACUAACCCCCAAACCUCUUUAAAAAGAGAGAGAGAAAAAAAACCCUUCAACUCUUCCUUUCUUUUUUUCCCCCCUCCUUCCUAAGAAAGCAGAGCCCAGCUCAUCAGCAGGAGGGGUUUUGGAGUUAACUGCAUGCAGGAAAUCUCUCACAUCCUGAGUCCCAGCUCGCUCCUCUCUGUAACUGUAUAUUAUGGGGCUUCUCUCCAGCCCCAGCUGAUGAAAGUUUGUCUCCCUCAGCCUGGGCUAAGAUGUCAAAGCGCCUCCGCGCCCAGCGCUUCCCCCCCCCGGCGCGGGUGUCCGCGUUGCUGCUCAGCCUCGGCUGCCUCCUUCCAGCAUCCCCCGCCGCUCAAGGUGACAAUGUGGACAGCAAAUUGGAAUCCUCAAGACAGCAGAUGCCAAAGGACCAGUCAAAAGAUUACGAGAUAACAAUUCCCUUCCUUUUGAAUGGAGAACAGUGGAGACCAGUAAAUGGCAUUUAUUCAAAGAAUCACCCAGCACUGCUGCAGUUUGUAAUACAAGCCGAAAGCAAACACCUAGUCAUCAAUCUGGAGAGGAAUGACGGCCUGUUAGCCAGCAGCUUCACAGAGACCCAUUAUUUGAAAGACGGCACUGACGUGGUCCUCGUACGCAAUUACACGGGUCACUGCUAUUACCACGGCCAUGUACGAGGGUACCCAGACUCCUCAGUCAGUCUCAGUACCUGCUCUGGACUCAGGGGAAUUAUUGCAUUUGAAAACAAAAGCUACAUUCUGGAGCCAUUGGAAGGUGCUAUAAGUGAACACAAGAUCUACCGAGCAGAGAAUUUGAAAAUAGCCCCAGGAUCUUGUGGCCACCAGCUGGACAUCCCUGCCAUGGGAGCUGAUGACAAUGACACAUCGCACCAUUCUCAAGCUGGCAGGUACAAGAGGGAGACUCUGAAGACAACUAAGUACGUAGAGCUUGUUAUUGUGGCAGAUAAUCGUGAGUUUCAGAGACAAGGCAAGGAUGUGGAAAAAAUUAAGCAGAGGCUGAUAGAAAUUGCAAACUAUGUUGAUAAGUUCUAUAGGCCACUAAAUAUUCGAGUAGCCCUGGUUGGAGUGGAAGUAUGGAAUGACAUGGAUAAGUGCUCUAUUUCUCAAGACCCUUUCACCAGCCUCCAUGAGUUCCUGGACUGGAGAAAGCUAAAACUACUACCUCGUAAACCCCAUGACAAUGCACAGCUGAUAAGCGGUGUGUACUUCCAAGGGACUACCAUUGGCAUGGCACCCAUAAUGAGCAUGUGCACUGCAGAGCAGUCUGGAGGGGUCGUCAUGGAUCACUCAGAAAACCCUCUAGGUGCAGCCGUCACACUGGCUCAUGAACUGGGACACAACUUUGGGAUGAAUCAUGAUACAUUGGAGAGGGGCUGUAACUGCAAAGCAUCUACGGAUAAAGGGGGUUGCAUCAUGAACCCCUCUACUGGCUAUCCGUUUCCCAUGGUAUUCAGUAGCUGCAGUAGAAAGGACCUGGAGAACAGCCUGGAAAAAGGAGUGGGAAUGUGUUUGUUUAACUUGCCUGAAGUCAAGGAGUCCUUUGGUGGACAGAAGUGUGGGAAUGGCUAUGUGGAAGAUGGAGAGGAGUGCGACUGCGGGGAGCCUGAUGAAUGUACAAACCGGUGCUGUAAUGCAACUACCUGUACUUUGAAACCGGGAGCAGUGUGUGCGCAUGGACUUUGCUGCGAAGACUGUCAGUUAAAACCAGCAGGGAUUUCUUGCAGAGAGUCAAGUAAUUCCUGUGACCUGCCAGAGUUCUGCACAGGAGCCAGCCCUCACUGCCCAGCUAACGUGUACCUGCACGAUGGGCAUGCUUGCCAAAGGGUGGAUGGCUACUGCUACAAUGGCAUAUGCCAGACCCAUGAGCAGCAGUGCAUCACACUCUGGGGCCAAGGUGCAAAACCUGCUCCUGGGAUCUGCUUUGAGAGAGUCAAUUCUGCUGGUGAUCCUUAUGGCAACUGUGGCAAAGAUUCCAAGAGCUCCUUUGCUAAAUGUGAACCCAGAGAUGCUAAAUGUGGAAAAAUCCAGUGUCAAGGAGGAGCAAAUCGACCUGUAAUCGGUACCAAUGCUGUUUCCAUAGAAACUAAUAUCCCACUUCAGGAAGGUGGCAAGAUUCUGUGUCGUGGUACCCACGUUUAUUUGGGUGAUGAUAUGCCCGAUCCUGCUCUUGUGCUUUCAGGAACCAAGUGUGAAGAUGGAAAAAUUUGCCUUAAUCGCCGGUGCCAGAAUACAAGCGUUUUUGGUGUACAUAAAUGUGCAACAAAGUGCCAUGGACGUGGAGUCUGCAACAACAAAAAGAACUGUCACUGCGAGGCUGACUGGGCCCCCCCUUUCUGUGACAAGCCGGGGUUUGGUGGCAGCGUGGACAGUGGACCCAUUAGGCAAGCAGAUAAUAAGAGUUUAACCAUAGGAGUGCUGAUAACCAUUCUGUGCCUUAUCUUUGCUGGAGCAAUCAUGUAUGUCAAAAGGAAGACUUUCAUGAGAUGGUUGUUUACAAGUAAAAAGACAACAAUAGAGAAACUAAGGUCUGUGAGUCCAGCAAGACCUUCCAGUUCAUCUGAGCCUAAUCAUCAUGUUCCUACCACAUCUCUCAGUAAAAAUCUCAUCAGGAAGCCACAAAAUACAAACAUGCAAAAAAGAGAUGGUCCAAGAAGACCGCUGCCAUAUCAGAUCAUUGACAUUAGUAACCCUGUGAAGACACAUGAUUUGCCACCAUUAAAAACACCUCAGCGAGUCCUACCACCCCUUCCCCAGCCACCGUGUCACCACGCUGUGCCUGAAAGACCUUUGCCAGCUAACCCUUCGCUGAGGUUCACCCAGGAAACCCACAAGCCAAACCCUCCUCGGAAGCCUCUACCAGCAGACCCUUUGACCAAAGCGCGCUACAACAGCGCAUGCACAGCGGUGCCCGGACACACAAAACCUCUGCCUCACGUUACUCCUGUAAGACCUGCUCCUAAGCAUCCACCACAAGUAUCCAGGUCCAGCAACACUGCUGAUGUGAAAUGACUAGAAAAUCUGACACCUUUAUUUUAAUAAGUGAAGACAGAAGUUUGCACUAUCUUUAAACUCCAGCUGGAGUUCGUUUUUAUGACAAUACUUAGGAUUUUUAAUGUUUAAAACAGCAUUAUUUUUAAGAAUUCUGAGCUACUGCCUCUGGUGCUGUGCUGUGCUAUGGUGCUCUGUAUACUUGCUCAGGUACUUGUAAAUUAUUAAUUUAUGUUGAAUAUUUAUUACAGUGCAGUGCACUGUAGUAGAUAUUUUUACCAUAGCUGAGUUUUCCUAAGAAGGAAGCCUUUUUUUUUUUUUUUUUUUGUAAUAUUUCAUUGAACUUGAAUAAUUCUGCUCUAUUGGUCCUAUGUAGAGUUUGUAGUUUUGAUCUGUGCUUUAAGGAGUGCUGAUCCUCAUGGAUAAAUCAAAGGAAUAAGCAACUCAGUCUCAAUGGUUUAUAGCAAGCUUUUGACUAAAUAUGUCAGGGUAAAGAAAAAGAAAUUCUUCUGGAACAUGGUGAAACGCCCGAUAUCUGCACAAUGUGUAACAUAUGUAUGUAACCAAGGUACCGCUCAGUGCUAGCAGUUGUACUGUAAGUCCAGUUUUCACAUUCCUGUUUGAAAUCGAUGAGAAAUCUGUGCUGAAAGAGGAUGUAUUCACUUUGGACAAGUUCUCUUUACUGAAGAAGUACUGUAUAUCAUAAAACUGUAUUUUUGUUAACCUCAUUUUCCUCAACCCAGUAUGGUUAUCACAUACCAGUGCAGAUAUCUGGCCUCCCAGUGUCACUACCUUCUUGAUGCUUUGGUGAUUAAAUUCAACUACACUGUCAGGUACCAUCUCAUUAUGAUGCAUAGAUGUCCUGUUUAAACUGACAUGAAAUGACACACAGGGAGUAGGGGAAGCCAAGCAUUACAAAUUACGUUUUAAGAAUCAACUAUUAUCCUUAUUUCUUUUGCCUCAUUGCUCUGCUUAUCAACUGUAUUUUGCAUAUUUACUACUGUUUUGUAUUUAACUUCUAAAAUGUUGUUCUGGGUUCUUUAAUUUUCACAUCAAAAUGUGUAUUUUAAUUCAUAGACUUUGGUUAUCAUAAAAAAUGAGGGAAAAAAAAUCAUCUCUUUACUAUGUGGUAGCAUUACAUCUGAUCUGUACCAUCUCAGUAGCACUGCUGAAUAUGAUUGUUUCACCUAUGCUGUAAUAAAAACAAGUUUCAAAUAUAAGUUGAAAUAGAGGGAGAGGGAACUAAUGCCUUAUAUAGGUUAAUUUCCUCAUUGCUUGUAGUUUUUGUUUCUUUAAGCAAAAAUAAAAGCAUUGAUAGAGACUUGGAUCUCAUUUCAGUACA
Molecule: messenger RNA, 4371 nt
Organism: Neopsephotus bourkii (Bourke's parrot)
Lineage: Eukaryota; Metazoa; Chordata; Aves; Psittaciformes; Psittacidae
Gene: ADAM12
Product: ADAM metallopeptidase domain 12
Exons: 23
Coding region: 279-3050 (923 amino acids)
Biological process (GO): proteolysis
Molecular function (GO): metalloendopeptidase activity
Source: RefSeq, a predicted model, not a curated record